CCCAUGUAGACAGUUUUCAGCAAGCUAGACAGCGUUCAGCACUGCCAGGAUUUAUCGGUAAGGGAGCCUAGAUACAAUGUAAUGAAAGCUAAAUUAUAUCGUGUGAAUAAAUCACAAAGCUAAUUAAUGUUUUUAUAACCGAGGGUUUUCGCCAAUUACGUUACUAUUAGGUAGCUAAUCAUUCGCUUUACCAGAGCUUUGCUACCUAGCCGCAGACUUUGUACUGUUACCUAAAGUACCUGCUAUGUGAACCAAGUAGUGAAGGCUGAUAGUCUCAGGCAGUGACAUGGCCAACCCUUUGAGGAGAGAGGUUAGACAGCUGUACAAGAAUCUACUGUAUCUGGGACGGGAAUACCCCCAAGGAGCAGACUACUUCAGGGAGCGUCUGAACAGUGCCUUUAUGAAGAACAAAGAUGUCACAGACCCCAAGGAGAUCAGAAAGCUUGUCGACUGUGGAGAAGUUGUGAUUAAGGAACUGGGGACCCUGUACUAUCUGAGGGAAUAUAGAACCAUGAAAAAGCGUUUCUACGAAGAAGAAUUGUUAGGCCUGCUGAAUAUAGGCAGGCCGAUAGACUGAUAGCCUAGAUGUUUGGCAGCUGAAUCUUCAGUAUGCGAGUUGCUCGAUGAAUUGAGAACAUUUUGGGUUGUUUAACUUGGUCCCCAACAAAUAAUGAUUUCACCUCAUUUUAACAUGCUGUCAUAAAGAGCACAUGUUCAACUUUGUAAAAACAUAUUUUUCCAUGUCAAGGGCUGAAAUAAAACGAAUGACUAGUAAGUGCUAUUAAAGUAACAGGGUUGACGUAACAGGUUUGAAGUUUUAAUCUUAAAUCUUCCAUAAAUCCCUUUAUCUGCCAUAAAUCCCCUUUCGACAGGGAAUUUGAACUUGUGAGCAACAGGAAGGGGGAUUCGAAGGCAAGCUUCACAAACAUUUUUAAUGUUUUAAAAAGAUUUCUAACCUAAAUAUGGAUUGACAUGCUAUGCUCGAUGUGCUUUGAUUGAAUGACAUGAGAAGUCCUAGAGUACCCUCUUCCUUUUG
Oncorhynchus kisutch (coho salmon) is the source of this 1036-nucleotide messenger RNA. Its product is annotated as electron transfer flavoprotein regulatory factor 1-like. The transcript has 3 exons. Bases 287 to 577 code for a protein of 96 amino acids. Lineage: Eukaryota; Metazoa; Chordata; Actinopteri; Salmoniformes; Salmonidae. The record is from RefSeq and is a predicted model, not a curated record. Gene Ontology annotation, biological process: respiratory electron transport chain. Gene Ontology annotation, cellular component: mitochondrion.